GUGACGCGCCUACGUCAUGUAUCGUGGUGAAGCGCCAACGGCGUCGCCUAAAACUUGUUUCGGCGUUCGCUUUGACAUCACCGCAGGAUGAGGCUGAGCCGAGAGAUAACAAGUUGAGAAAGAUUCUUUACCACCUCGUCCCUUCCAUCGUAUUCAAACAAACCUCACGACUUCGCAACACCGCUUCAUCAAACCGUCCAUUUCCAAAGAAAACCCAGCGAACCAGUAACACGAGCAACAAUGACCCUCUUCGGCAAGAAAGAAGAACACUACGAGCCCGCGCCCGUGCCGGCGCAGCAGCAGCACGGCAGCCUCUUCUCCCGCCGCCGCGACUCGCCGCCCUCCGCCCACUCGCCCGCCAGCACCACCCGCACCAACGACUCUUCCUCCACGGGAAGCAAGCUCGGCUCCCUGCUCGGGAGGGACAAGGAGGACAAGUCUGUGACGCAAGCUCGUGAGCGUGUGCAGAGAGCCGAGGAGUCGGAGCGCGCGGCCGACCAGGCGCUUUUGGCCGCUCGGACGGAAGUGCGCGAGGCCAAAGAGCACGCUCGCAGACUCGAGGCCGAGGCCGCCGACGAUCUGAAGAGGGCACAGAAGAAGUCCGAUGCUAGUCACGACAUCACCAAGCGCGCCAACCCACUCGGCAAGUUUGGUCUCUAAGGGCCAUGAUCGCAUGCUGCGAGGUCCAUGCCCGUUGCGAGCUCCCAUUUGCUGUUUGCCGAUUUGCUUCAUAUACCCCCCCUUCUGCCCUUCCUGUUUUCUACGCAUGGCCUCAUGAGCGACGAGCAAGAAGCGAUUUCAAGUGUGGACAGUCGCAACUUCCAUACGUGCUAGUCGAUGGAUAACGUUAAAUGAUAUGCAAACUACUCUUGACAUCCAUUUCCGCAA
Molecule: messenger RNA, 888 nt
Organism: Neohortaea acidophila
Lineage: Eukaryota; Fungi; Ascomycota; Dothideomycetes; Mycosphaerellales; Teratosphaeriaceae
Exons: 5
Coding region: 241-660 (139 amino acids)
Source: RefSeq, a predicted model, not a curated record